This is a messenger RNA of Blepharisma stoltei, 2332 nucleotides long. The record is from the annotation of a GenBank genome assembly. Lineage: Eukaryota; Ciliophora; Heterotrichea; Heterotrichida; Blepharismidae.
AUGAAAGAAAAAUUGAAUAGAGAGAUAGGAUUCCUAUAUCACUCUAUUUCAUUUAUGGGAAAAGGCGCGUUUGGGUCGGUUUUUAGAUGUGUGGAUAUUAAAACAAACAAAGAAAUCGCUGUAAAAGUUUUAAGCAAGCAAAAACUCAGUGACCGAGAAAUUGCUAGAUCAAUGCAAGAAGCCAGAAUUUUAGCUGAGCUGAACCAUGAAAACAUCGUUAAAUUCAUUGAUGUGAAGCACACAGAUAACUAUAUUUAUAUCGAGAUGGAGCUCUUAAAAGGUGGCACUUUGACUCAAUUAAUAGAAAAUCGGAGGCUAUCUGAAGAAGAAGCAGCAACAGUCAUGAAAGGGAUUUUUAGAGCUGUUGCAUACUUGCAUGAUAGGAAAGUUCUGCAUAGAGAUCUUAAGCCAGACAACAUCAUGUUUAGAGAUCCUUAUGAUCUUUCAUCAGUCAAAGUUGCAGAUUUUGGACUGAGCACAAAAUAUACAUUAGUUGAGCAGCUUCAUUCUAUGGAUGGAACCAUGCUUUAUAUGGCUCCUGAACAAGUAUUGGAGCAGCAUUAUAGUGAGCCUGUAGAUAUAUAGCAGUUUAUUGUGGAUAAAAACUUCUGCUGAUUAAUUGCUAUUAUAUUUUUUUAUGUUGAUUAGAAAACUGAUAGACAGUUAUAAGUUGCUGCUUGCUAUAAAUUGAUUUAUGAAGCUGUGGAAUAAUUCUAUAUAAUCUUGUAGCUGGAAAGCACCCAUAUUUUGAAGAAGGGGAUGAUAAAAACACGAUAAUUUGAAAGCUUAAGAAUAUUCACUGAGAAUACCCUAAUGGAUUUCCUUCACUUGCGAGAGAUUUGUUUGAGCACUGUACAACGAUUUCUUAUAUGGAAAGAUAUACAGCUAAUUUAGCUCUUACUCUUAUCCAAAUAACCAUAACAAAGAUUUUAAAAAAUUAUUAAGAUUGAUCAUAAUUACUAUAAGAUAUUUUUACUUAUUUCAAUUAUUAUUUUUUAAUAAAAUUUUAAUCUAUAACUUUUUCUAAUAGAUAAUUGUUGAGCUAGUCAUCCUUGGAUAACCAGAUCAGGUGGCAAAAUUCCACUAACUCAUCUUGAAACUAUGCGAGGCUAUAGUGACCGACUCAAUUUGAAAACAAUUGCAGCUAUGACUUUAAUCCUAACGCCUCCCUUCCAUAGCGAACAAAAAUUUUGUUCUCUCAGUCAGGAGACUAAUUAUUAUUUUUCAAAAUUUUACAUGGAAAAAUUUUAAUUUUAACUCCCCCCCCCUCCGUGAGUGAACAAAAACCAUUAGAAAAAUCGCCAUUUUUUACCCAAAAAUCCACCCUCCGUGAGUGAACAAAAAUUUUUUUAAUAGAAAAAUUUUUUAUGGAAAAAAAUUUUGAUAUAUAAGUGAUAAUUAGUAUAAUGAAAUCUAGAGCUAAUUCUGUUUAAUUUUAAACAAAUUGCUUUUUAAAACAUAAAUUUUAUAAAUUAAAUUAAUAUUUGCUUUCCAAUUUUCGCGAAUUAGGAUUUUUUUAAAUUUCGAAAAAAAAUAUUUUUUAUAAAAUUUAAAAUAUAAAUUUUUUUAAAAAAAAAAAAUUAACCCCCCUCCGUGAGUGAACAAAAUUUUUUUGUUCACUCACGGAGGGGGGGGGAGUAAGAAGUUUUAAGCAUUUAGUCAAUUUUCGAUUAUUCUUUCUAUUCUUUAAAUUAAUUUUGAAAGUCAUCCUUUGUGCUUAUGAUUUUUUUUAACUCUGUGAAUAAUAUAUAUAAACCAAACCUAAUAAUGAUCAAUAUUAUCCUUGCUAAUUAUAUUAAAUGUAUAUAAGAAAAAAAUAUAUAAAUAAAUUUUUGGUUUGCUCAAAGCGUGGUUUUUGGCAAAAAUAAGUAUUUUCAAUGGCUUUUUUUUUCCGCUCACAGAUAGGGGAGUAGGCCAAUUAUGCCUUAAUUCAGGAAGAACAAUAACUAAAAACUAUACGAAAAUUAUUCAUCACCUUUCAGACAAAAAUUACGAGGCAGAAGAAUUAGACAAUCACAUUCAAAAAUGCCACACAAUCCACUCUAUUCCAGAUGCCAAAAUCCAUAAAAGGGCGUCAAGUAAACAAUUUAACACAACAACUUCCUUCUUAUCGGUCCCUACCAAAGUCUCAAGACCUAAAUCAGGGAGUCCUGUAAACCGAAAAGCUGCCGAUUUGACUCCCCCGACCUCAAAUGAGCUGUUAAGAAACAGAUUGGUUCGGCUUUCCCCAAGGCCUCAAGCAGAACAUUUCCCAGAAAUCCGUAAAACAAAGUCCCCUAUCCCUCGCUCUCCAAAAGAAAUAGCUCCUUUUAGAGAUACGAGGCUCUCAUAA